AUGGCUUCAAGAUUCCUCGCUGUCCUCGCUCUUGCGAUCUUCCCUACUCUGUCCAUCGCAGCCGCGAUUCCAGAGGCGAUCGCGCCCGCCAUCGUUCCGGGUGCUGACAUUGUGGGAGGCUCUGCCGCCGUUGCUGGCCAGUUUCCUUCCCAAGUCGCCCUGCUCGUCGGCAGUUCUCUGUUCUGCGGCGGUGUCUUGAUCAACUCCCGAACGGUUUUGACUGCUGCCCACUGCUCCGUCGACUAUGCUGCAUCUGCUGUCACCGUCCGAGCCGGUUCGCUCCGAUACGCAUCAGGCGGAACUCUCGUUAGGGUCUCCAGGAUCCUCGUCCACCCCAGCUACAACGAAAACACCUUCGACAACGACGUCGCCCUUUGGACUCUCACAACCGCUAUUCCCAGCAGCAGCACUAUCGGGUACGCCACCCUCCCCGCUCCGGGCUCCGACCCCGCCGCCGGCGUGAGCACCACCGUCUCGGGCUGGGGCCUGACAUCCGAGUCGGGAUCGACGCUCCCGGCCUCGCUCCGCUACGUGGCCGUGCCGGUCGUGUCCCGCGCCAGCUGCCGCAGCGCGUACGGCACCUCGGCCGUCACCACCAACAUGUUCUGCGCGGCCGCCUCCGGCAAGGACUCCUGCUCCGGUGACUCCGGCGGACCCAUCGUCGUCACCAGCACCGGCGUCUUGGCCGGGACGGUCAGCUGGGGCCAGGGAUGUGCCGAGCCCGGGUACGCGGGCGUCUACUCCCGAAUCGGCAACUACGUGACCUGGAUCAACGCCAACAAGGCGUAG
Messenger RNA from Drepanopeziza brunnea f. sp. 'multigermtubi' MB_m1, 789 nucleotides. RefSeq lists its product as uncharacterized. Gene Ontology annotation, molecular function: serine-type endopeptidase activity. NCBI's taxonomy places the organism in Eukaryota, Fungi, Ascomycota, Leotiomycetes, Helotiales, Drepanopezizaceae. The record is from RefSeq and is a predicted model, not a curated record. Gene Ontology annotation, biological process: proteolysis.